GUGUACAUUCAGUUGGUGGACAGUGAUUUGCAUCCAGAACCUUAGCAGGAGAAGAGCCUGGGAAAUGUUUUUAAACUUCUAAUCUCUCUGAUACAAGAAGAUGCAAGAAUUGGAAAAGCCCCCUAACAUUGUCCCUCUUGCUGCAGUAACUGGCCUCCAUGAUGUUGAUGAGUAUAUGCAGGCCCAGCUCCUUCUAGCCGCUCUGAACAUUGCUACACAUGUCUUGAAGCCGGGGGGCUGCUUUGUGGCCAAGAUAUUCCGAGGCCGGGAUGUGACACUUCUCUACAGCCAGUUGCGUGUCUUCUUUUCCAGCGUGCUCUGUGCCAAGCCCAGGAGCAGCCGGAACUCCAGCAUUGAGGCCUUCGCUGUCUGUCAGAGUUACGACCCUCCUGAGGGCUUCACUCCAGACUUGUGCAGACCCUUGUUGGACCACUCUUACGACCCAGAUUUCAACCAACUGGAUGGUCCCAGCCGCAUCAUUGUGCCUUUUGUGACCUGUGGGGACCUGAGCUCCUAUGAUUCGGAUCGCAGCUACCCACUGGAUCUAGAGGAUGGCUCAGAGUACAAGUAUACUCCACCCACACAGCCGCCCAUCUCGCCACCGUACCAGGAAGCUUGCAGGUUGAAGAAGAAGGGAUGGCUGGCCAAGGAGAUCCGCCCCCAGGACCACCCCAUCAGCAGAGUGGACACAUUGCCCCAACCCCUGGCCGCCCCUGAGUCUCACACCCUGCUGGCCCCUGAGAUGGAAGACGAUGAAAUGAAUUGUUCACCUUAAUCCCUUAAGCUGGCAUGCUGAUAGAACUCAGAAACUGCUCGCUAUCAGGAAAACCGGAACUUGAGUUGAUGAACUUGUUUUCAGAUAUCUCAUCAAUGGGGCCUGAAUGAACAAGCCCUGAAUAGGAAUCUGCAUCAAUCAUGAAGACAAUAAGGAAAGAAACACACCGCAGAAAUCUGUCUGUGCUGCAAUAGGAAUUCUUGAGUGAGGUCUUACCUCUUCUCUAAACCUCAUCAGGGAUGUCCUGAUUAUGUCCAGAAUUUCCCCUGAAAGCGGAGGUUCUUAACCUGUAUAGAAAUCAGGGGUAUCCAUGAACUUGAUGAAGGAAAAAUGUUACAUGUUUAUUUUAACUAAUAUAACAGAAAUGUAGCCUUACUCCCAGUUAUAAAUGCUGGCAACUAAUGGCAAUAGGAAAAGCGGUACUUGCAACUUUCCCACCAAUACUGUUACUUUUUAUGCUACAUUACAAUUGUCACAGGCAUCUUGAAAUACUAUUCACAUUCAUCACCACUUGAAAUGAUAGCAGAUCUUAUAAUUUGAUGUACUAAUAAAUUGACCCGUAUUGUACUACAUCUCUGUUUUGUUUCAGCUUAAUAUGUGGUGAUAAUUGUAUUUCAGUGUAAUUGGCUCCAUUG
Otolemur garnettii (small-eared galago) is the source of this 1410-nucleotide messenger RNA. RefSeq names its product FtsJ RNA methyltransferase homolog 1 (gene FTSJ1). Gene Ontology annotation, molecular function: tRNA methyltransferase activity. Gene Ontology annotation, biological process: tRNA methylation; cytoplasmic translation. The record is from RefSeq and is a predicted model, not a curated record. Gene Ontology annotation, cellular component: cytoplasm. The coding region runs from base 101 to 775 and encodes 224 amino acids. Lineage: Eukaryota; Metazoa; Chordata; Mammalia; Primates; Galagidae. The transcript is spliced from 8 exons.